Haliotis rubra (blacklip abalone) is the source of this 2483-nucleotide messenger RNA. RefSeq lists its product as uncharacterized. NCBI's taxonomy places the organism in Eukaryota, Metazoa, Mollusca, Gastropoda, Lepetellida, Haliotidae. The record is from RefSeq and is a predicted model, not a curated record. The transcript is spliced from 8 exons. Bases 189 to 911 code for a protein of 240 amino acids.
GACCUCAGUCCUAAUCAUCAAGCCAGUUUCGCACCGCCAGUGUUCUUUCAAAGAUCAUUUCAGAUCUGAUUCACAUUCACACUGGCGUGUCCUGGUAAUGUUAUUGAGCGUAGCAGGAAGCUGGAGUACCUGGACAUAUAUCUCAGUUGGGACAGUCGAGUAGACGUAGCUGUAGCGAGACGUAGACCAUGGCAUCAGCUCGGACAACACAACGGGCAUCUCACGUUGUGUCUGGGAUGGUGGUGGUGCUGGUUCUCUGUUGGCAGGAGUGUGUCACACAACACGCACAUAUAGCUGUCCAGUCGUCUUGCAAGCCUGAAAAUAACUCCAAGGCCACAAACACGUGCAUCGAACAAGGAAUGCACAUUUUAAUCAUAAAUGACUUAAAACUGGCCAGUCGUUUUGCAAUAGAAGCCGAAGCAAAGCAUGGAUCGAUAUGGAUUAGUGGUUAUCCAGAGGAGUGUAAAAUUCUAAAGAACGGGACAUUCACCGCGGCGAGCUGCGGCGAACAACACUAUUAUCUUUGCAUACGUAAAGCCACAAUGGAAGAAGAACUGUUGAAGAAUGACACACGUACCUGGCCCAUCUAUGUCCCGUGUCAAAGAAAAGAAACUUCAGUGUCACCUAUGUCGUCAACAGCUCCAGGGAUGUCAGAGACAACGGCGACGACAAACACAACAAGUCGCUCUGAUCCUAGAUCUAAAGGACUCUCAACUACAGCCGUUUACCUGAUCGUCGCAGUGGCUGUCUGUGUCAUUGUGGUCUGUGUCGUCGCGGCUGUCGUCAUCAAACGUUGCACAGCGAAGAAAGAAGAAAAUGUUACCCUGAAGAACGUCGAUGUGGUUCGUCAGAAGAACGAAGGAGAGGCUCUGACAGAAAACGGUGGCAACAAUGACGACACCCCUAUGUAACACUCACGAGACUCAGCUUGAUGCCAAUUCCUGGAGAAACGUGAAAAUAGGAACUGCAAUCUGUUGCUGUUCAAAUAAGGUGUUUUAUUAUGAUUAAACCCAACAAAGACCCGGUGUCCGUAAAAAGAACAUGUAUAAAAUAUACACCAUUAUGUGUACGAUUACGAAUAUGUACGAUUAAGUCUCUUUUCCAUGAAUGUUUCCAAAUCUGGAAUGUCAUUGAACUUGAUUGCCUUCAAUUGCUUUGGGUUUGCCUUAGUUUGUUUGGGACAUUUCUCAUUUCAUCAGAUUGCCUUGGACUCCUAUGGGUGACAGGACCGAAUUGGCAGUGCAUAUAUGUGAUCUGGGGUUGCCUUUGAUUGUUUUCGAAUUUCUUUAUGUGGUUUGGGUCGUGGCGUUAGAUUGCCUUGAACUGCUUUGGACGACUGCAAUGGCUUGCUUUGGGUCGUUUUAUUUUUAAUUGAUACGGGAUUGUACUUCAUUGUCAAGGUCACGGCAACAGAUUGCUGGGAAUGUGUUAAGUGAAAUGCUUCUAUUUGCUUUAGAACAUUGUAUCUCUUUGCUUCGAAUUGCUUUGGGAUUGGCUCCAAUACUUUGGAUCAUUUUUGUCCUUGUCCCUUGAAUUGCUUUUGGUGACUUUCGAGUUUUUGGGUCAUUGUAUCGGAUUGCAAUUGUUUUGUCUUCGAUUGUUAGCGUCAGAUUACCUUGAACCGUUCUGGGCAACUGCAGCGGAUUGCCUGUAUUGGCUAUGGAUUAUUGCAUAUGACUGUAGAGGGGUUGGCAAUUAUUGUUGGAGUACUUUCACCAGCUUGUCAUGAAGUGCGUUGGGUUGCAACUGAUUGGGUCAUUGCAUCAGAUUACCUUAACUGCUUUAGGUGACCGUAUCGAUUUGCCUUGGAUUGCCUUGGAUCAUCUGUGCCUUGAAUUGCCUUCUGUUGUCUGAGUGAUUCCAUCAUGUGACCAUGUAUUGAUUUUGACUCGCCUUUCAUUGUUUGGGCAAUUACAUCCGAUUGCCUUGAAUUGCUUUGGGGGCCUUCUAUUGUUUGGGGGAUUCUAUUGUCUGUUGUCUAGAAUUAAGUUUGAUAUUGUUUCAUUGUUUAGGUCAUCGCAUCAGAUUCCUAUCAGAUACGCUUCUAUUUCUUUGGUUUGCAUUCUAGUGUUUGGGUAGUUAUAUCAGAUCGCUUUGAAUUGUUUUGGGGUGCAUUCCAUGGUUUGGAUCCUUGCAUUGUUUUGGGCUGUAUUGGGCUGUAUUGGGCGGUAUUGUUUGACGGUAUUCUAAAACUUCAAUACUAAUGCAGCCUGGUAUACCCUGUUGUCUGUAUUAAUACAAACCAAAAUUGGGCUGAUAUUUGGGUUCUUAUUUUGUAAUUCAACAACGCAGUGUCUGACCGGGAGGUCGCGGAUAGAAUCGGAUGGUUGCAUCAGCACGGGUAGUGAUAAAUAUAGCAAUUGUAGUAGUUUUUUAGUUGAAAUUGCGUCAGCAGUAGCUGUAGUAGUAAUUGUAGUAGUAGUAGGUAUAGUAGAAGUAAUAACAGCAGUAGUAGCAGCAGCAGUAGUAGUUGCAGUAGUAGG